Messenger RNA from Caenorhabditis remanei, 3810 nucleotides. RefSeq lists its product as uncharacterized. Gene Ontology annotation, biological process: protein deubiquitination. The transcript is spliced from 9 exons. The coding region runs from base 1 to 3810 and encodes 1269 amino acids. Lineage: Eukaryota; Metazoa; Nematoda; Chromadorea; Rhabditida; Rhabditidae. Gene Ontology annotation, molecular function: cysteine-type deubiquitinase activity; cysteine-type endopeptidase activity. Gene Ontology annotation, cellular component: nucleus; cytosol. The record is from RefSeq and is a predicted model, not a curated record.
AUGACAAAAGAAAAUGAGAAAAAGCCAAAGGAAAAACCGAACACUCGUAAAAUUGCAUUUCGAAAUGAGGCGAUCAAUGCGUUGAUGGAUCUCGACGACGUCGCAUUAGUCACAUUUCAAAAAGCGAUGGAAGUAGCGAAACUAGACUGCAAAAAGUGUGUUCUCCACGACACAUCUCACAAUCCAAAAACCCACAACUGUCGUGACAACCCGUUCUGUAUCAGUCGUUUGGGAUUGGAGAAAUUCGAAAAGUUGAUUGCACUGGAGCAGGAAACGAAAGAAGAGGCGAAAAAAGAUCAGAAGCGGCGAGAUUUGAACGAGCAGCCGGCUGGACUUGUGAAUGGCGGAAAUUUCUGUUAUGUUAACAGUUUUCUGCAAGUCUGGUUUAAUGUUCCAGAGUUUCGGCAGCUAGUUUACGAUUUUCGGCCUUCAGAUGCCUUCGAGCCACCUCCAGCGCCACGAAUGGACGUUCAAGCGACUAUGAUGGCUCUUCAAGACAUUUUCUACACUCUUCAGACUACUCCUUUCAACGACGCCGAUAAAACCGCCGGGCUCGGAAAACUCCUCCGCCUCAACUCGGAGCAGCAAGACUCCCAGGAGUUCGGUCUGAAAUUCUUCAACGCUCUGGAACGGUGUCUUCCAGACCAUCCUAACGGGCAGGACACUCUAAACCGGCUGAAAGAUUUGUUCACCGGGGAGAUUUGCACCCGGAUUGUGUGUAAAUGUGGGCAAAGAUCCGAGAGGGAGGAGACGGCGAUCUCGUUGUCAUUGAAUAUUGAGGGUCAUUCCACGUUGUUGGACGCGUUGGAUUCCUAUUUUGGAGAGGAACACUUGGACGAUUACAAAUGCCAACGAUGCAGCAAAACGGGGAGCACAUCGAAACAAUCGGACUACGUAAAACUCCCUCCUGUCAUUGUGAUUCAACUAAAUCGAUACAAGUACACAGCGAAAGGACGGCAGAAGCUGAAGACUCCGAUGGCUUAUCCGAGAGAAAUUCCAGCGAGAGCUUUCCAGAGAACUGAUUUAAAGAAUGCGCCGCCCGCGGAAUUUUACGAUUUGUUCGCUGUGACGAUUCAUGAGGGUAGCAAUGCUGAGUGUGGCCAUUAUUAUGAUUUGAUCAAAAGUCCGCUGAAUCAGAAGUGGUAUCGAUAUAAUGAUGAGACCGUCGAAUCCAUCGCAAAACCACCUGGAACCGACAAGCCAACGACUGGAAAAGUGGAGAAAUCGCGUCGAAAAGACAAAGAAAAAUAUCCAACUGACCAGAAAGCGUGUUAUGGUCUCCUCUAUCGUCGUCGUGACGCGAUUCUCCCACUUCCACACCCUAUUCUACCUUCCGAGGAGCUCAUCAAGGACUCGAAACAUGCGAUUGAGGAGCUUUUCGAGGGUUUAACCAAGAAAAAGAUUGAGAAAAGCGAGAAAAGGUUGUAUGAUUUGGAGCGGAGGAUUAACAAACUGAAAACUUCGAAUACAAAACUGGAAACUCAUAUUGAUAAGUAUGAAAAACCGAAUGAAAUCGCCUUUUUGCCGAUUUCAUUGCUGACUGACGUGCUUGCGAUGGAGUAUGAAGUGGCGAAGGGCGAGAAGAAGAAGAAGAAAAAGGAGAAAUCGGAGAAGGAGGAGGAGAAGAAGACGACGACUACGGAGGAUGAGGAUCUCGCGGCGGCGAUUGCGGCUUCUGAAGCAGAUCAGAUGAAACAUUUGAAUUCAGAAGAAGGUCCGUCGACGUCAGCUUCUGGAGUUGGAGCUGUAGAAGAUGGGCAAGACGAAGAGCGUGCUGAAACUGAGACGCCAGAAGCCACGAACACCGACGCUUCUAUGGAAGAAAUAAUCGAUAAUUCUGAAGGCACCCCUACAAAAGAGAUAGAUAUAUUAGCGAUUGCAAUGGAGGAAUCGGCACUUCCCACUGUCGACGUGGCACAGGAACCGGAGCACAAAAAACGGACGCGUCAGAAGAAUGGAGAUGUGAAAUAUGUUUUCACGAAUACACGGUCCCCCAGGAAAUCCGCCGGGAAUCAGAAUCAGACGCCUCUGACGAGCCCACAGAAGCAACCGGUCUCCACGAGAGUCGCCGCGCUUCUAAGUUCUCAUGAAAUGUCUGUUUGUGGUCAUGGGAAGAUGUCGAUCGAUCCGAUUCUCUAUGGAGAUGUCAAAGCGGUGUCGAGAGCGCCGGCGAUGACGUUGCUCAGAGAAUACGAUUUCAGGGUGAAGGUUGUGUAUGAUAAUGGGGAGAAGGUGUACCCGCAGGCGGAUAAGGAGAGAGACCUUUUUGUGUUCACAGCCGAAGACAUUUGCAUGGAAUGUAUCCUCGAAAUGCGAGAAGAGGGUAUCUUCAGCAAUCAACUCGAGGAGGACGACAAGAUGGUUCGGCGGAUUCUGAAGGAGGAACGACAACGAUGCUCCGUCAAAAAUCCAUCGGAACGCCCGGAAGGUCAUGUCUACGUGGCGAAAUUUGCACUGUCGAAUUUCAAGAAAUCAGCGAUCACAAAUCGAGAAAAUAAGUUGGCCAAGUUGCAUACAAAGAAGGGAACGCUGAGUUUCGAUCCAGUCUCCGUGCAGAAAACUGAUGCAAACUACCCAUCGUUAUCGGGUUUGAAGCGUCCACGAGGUCGUCCGUUUGUAAGGAAAUCAGAAGUUCCUGAAAAAAUGCAAAAACUCGAUGAGGAAGGUAUGACGGAGUCUGUCAUGGAGGAAGACGAGGAGAAUUCUAUGAAUCUGUCGUUGGAUCAUCAGAAUCCAACACGCCCUGUGGACACAAUCGAUCCGGAAAUCUUGAAACCCGUUGAGAAUAUCGAAUUCAACUCGGAACUUCGUUGUGCUCACGGCGGCAUCAAUUUCAGUCAAUUCAGACAUUCCGUCUCGCCGGAAGAGUGGUCACGACUGAAAGGUUACUUUGACGAGUGCUACGAAGUCUCAUGCUCUCAGCCAGUGUGUGCAGAGUGUCGUCAAAUGGAGGUGGACGCUCAGAAUGGGACGGAUAAUAUGCGGGUUUUGGUGAAAGAGAUGCGGAAACGAAUCAACGACACGUUGAAGGCUGUGGAGGCACGCGCCGAGGCGAAGAGUGAGGAAACGGAUGUGAAAUUUGGGAUCUGCAGUGUUUUCAUUGAAAAGUUGAAAAAGUUGACGAAUCGACAAUCGACGAGUCCACCGUCGAUCUGUCAGGAAUGUCUGAUUUGUCAGCAUCAGCAGCCGUUUAAGGGAUUUCUUACGGAGGACAACCAAAAAGAUGCGCACGUCAUCGGUCUGACUGAAGACGAGUGGCACACGAUCCUCGCCGAAAUCCGGAAUCUCGAAGAGGCCGGCGACGAGCACGCGAUUCUCGUCGAUCCCAAACCGAUACACAUCGAAAACGGCAACAUUUUGGACAUGUGUGCGCAGUGUUUCGAGCAGCACAUAAAGUUCACCGAGGAGCGGAAGUACCUGUUCGAUAAUGAGAAUAUCUAUGUGAAACUGGUGAAUUUGAGUGAUGAGGAGGAUGUGACGAAGGCGAACGGGAAGUCGCGGAGGGGGCGUGCGAAGAAUGUGUACGCGAUUAAGAUGUCGUCGUCGAAUACGUUAAUGGAGUUGAAGGUUCAAUUAUACGACAAGACGCAUCAACUACCGAAUGAUCAGAUGCUCUAUCGGACUCUUGGUGGCGAGCAGUUUGAUAAGAGUAUCAAUCAGAAGACGUUGUUUGAUUUGAGACUUUCGCCAAAUAAUAAUGACAAUCCUCUUAUCCUCAUUGCUCAACAAUUUUCCCCAUCUUCACAAACCGAUGAAACUGGUGAUCGUGCUCCGGAACGCGGCUUCGUCGACACCGCUCUUGCUCAUUAA